Dermochelys coriacea (leatherback sea turtle) is the source of this 5540-nucleotide messenger RNA. RefSeq names its product epithelial cell transforming 2 (gene ECT2). NCBI's taxonomy places the organism in Eukaryota, Metazoa, Chordata, Testudines, Dermochelyidae. Bases 1233 to 4298 code for a protein of 1021 amino acids. Gene Ontology annotation, molecular function: GTPase activator activity; guanyl-nucleotide exchange factor activity. The record is from RefSeq and is a predicted model, not a curated record. The transcript has 30 exons. Gene Ontology annotation, cellular component: nucleus; cell cortex. Gene Ontology annotation, biological process: intracellular signal transduction; mitotic cytokinesis; regulation of cytokinesis, actomyosin contractile ring assembly.
GGCUAGACUUAGAGUAGAGGGAAAAGGUCUGGGAGGAGGCCUAAAGACGGGUAAGAAAAGAACAAAGAACUCUAAAGAGGGGUAAAGAAUAUGAAGGAAAAGGCCUGGGAUAACACACACGAGUGUGGGCUUGAGAUCUGGUGUUGGUAUGUGUGCUUGGGCAACCUACUGGUGAGCUUGCAUUACAGGUUCCCCUCAGCGUCUAAUCCAUGGAAAAGAUGAUUCUAUUGUAGAUGUCCCCUGUCCCCCUCCUCCAGCUCUGGAGGUUCCCACUCUAUCCCUAGUGUGUUGGCCAAGAUGGCAGCUGCCAUAGUUGUUUGGUAGCCUUCUGUUGAAAUUUCCAGUGAGUGUGGCAGGAAGUCCCCUCUUGAUCCCUUCCACUGACAGAGGUGAAAGUUGUGGCCUGUGGAGAACCAAAGAAGGAAUCGUUUAGCCUGAAAUGGGCCAAGAGUCUCUUUAGUCCUGUGUCAAUGAGGCAGUAGACUGUUGAGCACAGGCAGGUUGAAGAAGUGUUUUGUUUUGGACUCUUUUGGUUGUUCUGGAGGGCCAAAUCACUAAAAAGCAACUAACCUAACUGACCCUUCCACAAAAGGGAGAUUGCAAAUCUGAGGAGAAAUAGAGAUACCUGAACUGGAUAAACUGAGGCACAACCACUCCCACUGAUAGAAUUUGGAGGAUACAGAUUUUUGGAGAUUUCUUUUGUGGUUCUGAGGAACUCUGACUGGACCUGAAACAUUCUAUCCUUAGGGGAAUAGAAGGAGAAAUCAUGGAUUCUGUGUCUCAGUUGUUCCAUAUCACUUAUCAACUGAGACAAGGACCUUAAAACACUUUGGAAAUACUGGGCCAGCACCUCAGCAGAUGUAAAAACUUGACAUUCCCCCAUUUCUGAAAGAUGGCUGCGAAGUGGGGGAAGGGAAAAUAUCCUUUGUGUCCUAAUACAAAGAUCAUGAGGAGACUGAGAGAGUGCCAUAAAAUUUCUAAUUAAAUGAGGAAGCAUUUUAGAAGAAGUACCGCCUCAGGAGACAUGAGGAAAGGCGGCUCCAGUUUGCCAGUUUGGGAAGCUUAACUGAGAACUCAACUGAGCCUACAAAUACUAACCAAUAGAAAUGGUUUUCCUUCUAGCUGGGGCUGAGCUAGAUACGUCUGGGAAAAUAUGUACUUUACCAUCAACUUUAAUGGCUACAAAACACAUUCAGAUUAUGCACUUGGUGCCUCCAUGAGGCUUUCCGGUGAUGGCAAGGAACCCCUUCUCUCUGUCUGUGAUAAGGACUGCAUCACUGAAAUUGCCCAGCAAGCCAGGCCUGAGGACCUUCAACACCACUGAAGAAAGAAACACAGACUUGAUCAUGACCGACGGCAGUAUGCUAGUGUCUGACACUGGAAGGAGUCUCUUGGGAGAUUCUUCUGUUCUUGAUUCAAAAAUUAUAGAAACUUCCAAGGAGAAUAUAUUUAUUGGAUUGGCUUCAGAUGUUGAAGAGGAAAUGCCUCAGAUUGAAACCAGAGUGGUUUUAAUUCAGGAAGCUGGGAAACGUGAGGAACUCUUGAAAGCCUUGGAGACCAUUAAGAUAAUGGAAGUCCCAGUUAUAAAGAUAAAGGAAACUAGUCCUGGUAAAUCGGAAGAAAAGCUAAUAAAAAGUAUAAUUCAUAUGGAAAUUAAAGUGCCCUAUAUCAAGAUGGAGUCCGUGGAAGAGUUUGGGGAUUCUGAGUCUCCAGAAUUUGAGACAGUCUUCAUUGUAGCAGACUUUCAAGAUUCCAUCUUGGAGAACUUGUACAAGUUUGACUGUCGUGUUCUUGGACCUCCAAUAGUACUUCAUUGUGCUCAAAAAGGAGAGCCUCUACCUUUCUCAUGUCGCCCAUUGUACUGUGCAAGUAUGUUGAAUCUGGUGCUGUGCUUUACAGGAUUCAGGAAGAAAGAAGAACUAGUUAAGCUGGUGACCUUGGUUCAUCAUAUGGGUGGAAUUAUUCGAAGGGACUUCAGUUCAAAAGUUACACAUCUGGUGGCUAAUUCUACGCAAGGAGACAAAUUCAGACUUGCUGUGAGUCUGGGAACUCCUAUUGUGAAAGCUGAGUGGAUUUACAAGGCUUGGGAGAGAAGGAAUGAAAUUGAUUUCCGUGCAGCUGAUGAGGAAUUCAGAAAUGAGUUCAAGGUUCCCCCAUUCCAAGACUGCAUGUUAAGUUUCCUUGGAUUUUCCGAUGAAGAAAGAAUUAACAUGGAAGAAAUGACAAAAAUGCAAGGUGGGCAGUACUUGCCAGUUAGUGAUGACAGGUGCACACAUCUGGUUGUUGAAGAAAAUACAGUAAAAGAUCUCCCAUUUGAGCCUCCAAAAAAACUUUAUGUUGUAAAGCAAGAGUGGUUCUGGGGAAGCAUUCAGAUGGAUGCCAGAGCUGGAGAAUCCAUGUACUUGUUUGAAAAGCCGGAGAGUCCUGAACUCAAAAAGUCAGUGUCGCAACUUUCUCUGAAUACCCCAAAUAGCAAUCGCAAGAGACGUCGUUUGAGAGAGACCCUUGCACAGCUCACCAGAGAAACUGACAUGUCACCAUUCCCUCCUCGGAAACGCCAAUCAGCUGAGCAUUCCCUUUCUAUGGGGUCUUUACUGGAUAUUUCUAACACACCAGAGUCCAUCAUUACCAAUGGAGAAACACCAAAAUCAUGUUCAAAGCCUUCCAAAAAUUCAACUCCUCUGCCUGCAAAGCAGUCUGCAAGAUGGCAGGUUGCAAAGGAACUGUAUCAGACAGAAAGUAACUACGUAGAUAUUUUGACAACAAUUAUUCAGUUAUUUCAAGUUCCUUUGGAAAAAGAAGGGCAGCUUGGAGGACCUAUCCUUGCACAGGAGGAAAUUAAGACCAUAUUUGGCAGCAUUCCAGACAUCCUUGAUGUGCACACUAAAAUAAAGGAAGACCUUGAAGGCCUUAUGAUAAACUGGGCUGAAAGCAAAAGUAUUGGUGAUGUCAUUCUUAGAUAUUCAAAAGACUUGUUGAAAACAUACCCUCCUUUUGUGAAUUUCUUUGAAAUGAGCAAAGAAACUAUUAUGAAAUGUGAAAAACAGAAGCCACGGUUUCAUGCUUUCCUAAAGAUAAACCAAGCUAAACAAGAGUGUGGCCGUCAAAGCUUGGCUGAACUACUCAUUCGACCAGUUCAGCGGUUACCUAGUGUUGCUUUACUUCUAAAUGACCUUAAGAAACAUACAGCAGAAGACAACCCAGACAAAGGCAUGCUAGAGAGAGCCAUUGAAUCACUAAAGGAAGUGAUGACACACAUUAAUGAAGACAAAAGGAAAACAGAAGCACAAAGACUCAUCUUUGAUGUUGUGUACGAAGUUGAUGGAUGUCCAGCCAAUCUCUUGUCAUCUCACCGAAGCUUAGUUCAGCGAUUGGAAACGGUUGCACUUGGCGAUGACCUCUGUGACAGAGGAGAACAGGUCACGCUCUUUCUGUUUAAUGACUGUCUAGAGAUUGCAAGGAAACGGCACAAAGUUAUCAGUGCUUUCAAGAGCCCCCAUGGCCAGACCAGGCCCCCGGCAUCUCUCAAACACAUUGUUCUCAUGCCUCUCUCGCAGAUCAAGAAAGUGCUAGACAUCAAGGAGACAGAAGACUGCCACAAAGCUUUUGCCUUGGUUGUGCGGCCACCAACAGAACAGAACAACUUGUUGUUCAGUUUUCAGAUGACAACUGAGGAGCCUCCUAAAGAGGAUUGGUUGAAGAUGCUGUGUCGGCAUGUAGCGAACACAAUUUGUAAAGCAGAUGCUGAAAACCUUAUUUACACUACUGAUCCUGAUUCAAUUGACAUAAAUACAAAAGAUGUGGACAGUACGUUGAGUAGGGCAUCCAGGGCAAUAAAGAAAACAUCAAAAAAGGUUACGAGAGCAUUUUCUUUCUCCAAAACACCAAAGAGAGCUCUUCGAAGGGCUUUAAUGGCACACAAUACAGUAGAAGGAAGGAGUCCCUGCUCAGCUAGUGAAAGUUACUUAGGCAGCCGCCUGACCAGUACAUCCUCAUUAGCAAUUGCACGUUCCUCUUCUACAUACAGCCUAAAUGGAUCUGUCAAACAUGUCGUUAGUGUUCAGCGCUCCAAUUCUGUUGAUGGGAGCUCUCAAAGUUCCAGGUCUCGACCUGUGCUCCGUCCUGACUCUCCAACUAGCCGUCCUUCACAUGCCAGAGAAGGAAAAACUCCUUCCAGCCCUGAAAGCUUAAAUGGCCACUCGUUGGCCAGACCUUGUCCCAUUCCUGUCAUUACUACCACUUGUGAUGUAGGAGAUGACCGGAGUGGUGUUGAGAACAGUUCCGUUGUCAAACCCUGAUCUUUAAUGCCCACGUUGCAUAAAGGUAUCCCUUCUCCUUCCUUGGUCAACCUUCCCUCAAUGUUUGCAAAGAGGAAUUGUACCUUAAGUCGAUCAACAACCCACUUGAUAUGAAGUAGGCUUAAAAUGGACUCCUAUACUGUAAUGACUGACAAGCUACUGGCUGUUCAGAUGACAUAUUACUGACAUAAUGGUACUUUAGUCAUUGUCACUUAGUUGCUUAACUUAGUUACUUAACAUUUUGCUAACUGGUAGGGACUCUUUGACUAGUACUGAAGCAGAUCACCUAGUCAACCAAACAAGUGAAAAACUUGAUCUAGGUUUAGAAAUAAUGUACUCGUUUGCACAAUCCAUUUCCUCACCGGCAUAAUGUAAACACUUUCUUUCAACAAACUGUCACCAUUUAUGCAAUAAAGUGUUUUGGUGUCAAAUGCUGAAAUUAAGAAGUCUCUUACUUGAGUCAUUAACUGAAGAUCAUCAUCCAGUGGAUCUAGAAGAGGCUGCUUAACUUCAUCAAUUGGCUCUGUACCACUUGUCUUAAAAGCUAAUGCAUGGACCAUUGACUAACCUGAAAUAGUUUAAGAUACGCCCUUUAAAGUAUGACAGUUGGCCUGUUAUAAAGCUGCUUUGUCUGGCUGUUCUAGAAGAUCUAGUUUAUUGGUGCAUGAGUGUACCUUUUUGAGUGGUCUACUGCAUAUGGUCCUUCGUAUUUUCUACGCAUCCUUUUCUAAUCCCAUACAUCCAAAUCCUGUGAUUGGCUUAGCCGCCAAAAGUAACUGAUCUGAUAGUAAAUUAAAAGUAAAAUUUUUGGAUGUGGAAGUCCAAGAAAAAACAUCACUGUACUUAAAUUGUAUUUAUAGCCUUUGAAUUGAAACUAUUUUUAAAAAUAGUCUCCAAACCUUGUAUAACUACUUUUUUAUAUAUAGUUUGUUCAUGCACAGGCUCCUCCAAUGCAAAGCUGAAAUUGUGGACCUGGUUUCAAUGUCUGUCAGUAAUAUUUUUACAUACAGAUUUUUGGUGUAUAAUUUCCAAAACCUUUUUCUACACCUUUGCUAUACGUAAUCUUUUUGUAUUUUUUUUCUUUGCAAGCUGUAUAUUUUAAAAUCACGUUUUCAGUCUGUAUUAUCCAACCCUGUCUCAGGAAUUGUCCAAAUGUGUAUAUUUCUGCACUUAACUUUGAACUAAUUGCCUGUGUGUCAUGCGUGGCAUUUCCAACACUUAAGAUUCCCUUUAAUCACAAAA